AUGGAUCAUUCUUCAAGAAAGUUAUCCAGUUCCCUGGGACGAACCCAAUUUUCCCCCUACCAAGGCAUGCCUAUCGAGAUUUCAGAUAUGGAUCGAAAAUCCUUAAGAUCAUUUCCCACCACCUGCCCGAAGACUUAUCCUCUGGUUAAAGAACAGGGACGUUACUCCCAAAUGAUCGCCUUAGAGCCUUCAGGGGUAAAUACUGGCCCCAUGGUUCUCCAUGGUCUACAGCAUCAGUCAGAGUUUGAGGAAAACAUUACAAAAGCCACAGCCUUUGGGAUUCCUGACGAAGAUCAAUAUCACUUGCUUCGAAAGGAUCCGGGAGAAACAACCGAGAUGCUCAUACAGUCAGACUUCCCCCAACAAGCAUACCAGCCAAAGAGUCAGCUCUCCUCUGGGUGGUUCAUGGGCUUAUACCCUCGGGAGAUUGAGUUUGAGAGGAGAAGACGGCAGAAUCUGUUUCUGGAUAUAAAUGAGCUCUUAGCCACUGCAGGUUUAGACUCAAAUGAGCUGAUAACCAGACACCAAGAUCUAAAAAGAAUACCAGUCUUUGAUGAGAAGAAAAACCUGAUUUUCCCCAUAUACCUCCAGCUACAGUUGUUUGACGAUGAAGAGUUUGACUGCCGAAUCCCCGAAGAAUGGAUGAUGCUAGGAGUGGAACCAGGAUCUAAAGACAGAAAACCGAUUCCAGGAAAAGCUCUUUUACCAACAGAUGAUAUCCUGGGACAUGAGAAUCCAUUCAGCAAAGAAGUGACCUAUAUGUGGUUCAGUGUUGGAGUUCUGGAUUAUGAUGAGGAAAAUAAGUUGUACCUAGUCCAUAAGAUGAAAGAGAAAGGAAAGGUGCGAGAUGAAGAGGGGCAGAUCAUACUGAAUGGAGGAAUGACUCCUGCAGGCCGAGCCCCUCUUCUGCCCUGUCAGUACUGGGUGCCCCGGAUCCAGCUGCUGUUCGGCUCAGAGAACCCCCUUGUGUUCGCUCAGCGCGUGAUCUCGGCCAGCUCCCUUCGCAAGAAAACGGAGGAACUCUUGCGGUACAACCUGUACCUGGACUGCAUUCCCUGUGUGGGCCAGAGAGUCAUCUGUGAGGAGAGCCUAGACAGAAUAAAACAUUGGGCAAUGAGCACUCCAGGGCUGCGACAAGAGGCCAGAGCUGAGGAAGCACUCAGCCUCCUGACUAAAGAGGUGAACCUGGACUACGAACGGACCAUGAACAGGAUCACUUUUGACGAAAGCAUCAUUGCCAACCCUCAGAAAUAUAAUUUCAUUAGUGUGCCUGAGCAAGAGGAGAUGCGGGUGCCUGACAAUGGGCUCGUCCCCGUUCCAGAGUAUUCAUUCCCAAAACAGAGGAGAGCCUUCACCUUCGUGUCUCUCCUCACCCGGCCAGAGGUCAUCUCAGUCCUGUACAAGAUGCAGAUGGAAAACAACGAAGUGGCCUCCAUGUCCCUGUUUCAUGCCACCUUGAGUAAAUGUGGGCGACUAGAGGAGUUUGAACAGAUGCAGACUCAGACCAUUACUCAGGUGCAGCUGUAUCUCAAGGACACUUGGAUCAGCAAUCUUAAGUUGGUGGUAAGGAACAGCCUAAGGGAUAUAAGCAAAGGCUGGUACAACGUCCGGGAAACCAACUGGGAAAUAUACCAGUUGUCUAAACUGCACAAGCUGAUGGAGCUCAUCAAGUACAACCUACAGAGCACCUUACGCUACCUGGUCAAGGAAUCGUUAGCUAAUUUCUCCCAGCUCAUCCUGGAUGCCUGCUGUAGUGUUCUGCAUUGCUCAGAAGAUAUGAAAUGGUGUGGGAACCUCAUUGAGAGCCCAUACCAGCCACUGAAGCACCCUCUCUUCUUAGUGGAUCUGAUUCUGGACAGCACUGGGGUUCAUUUUAGUACCCCUCUUGAAAACUUCGAGACUAUGGUGAUUUCAGUGUUUGACAAGGGUGUCAUAGCGACCUACUGUGUGCCACAGCUGGAGAAGUUUGUAAUGGAGGAUAUGUUAAUCAGUGACACCCUGCUACUGGAGUCUGUGAGUCUGAGUGAGUCAUCUGUGGAGGAGCUGCGCAGUCUGAUCUUUAACGCCAUCAGCAAGGCCAAAUUUCCCCUCAUGGCCUAUGCCAAGGAGUAUGAGAAAUAUCUGGAACUGAACAACAAUGAAAUAGACGUCUUUCUCAAAGACUACCAAGAAAAUUGCCCAACUGCCCGGGAAGUGAAGAAAUUGGUCAAUAAGUACCAAGGCAACAAGCAGAUCCUUGAUAAUGAUUUGCCAAAUUCUAUCGUCAUUGGUCCUUUCUGCAUCAACGUGGAAGACGUGAAGAGCCACCUCUCCCAAAAGUGUCAGACUCUGGCCAUGUCCCUGUUGGAUAUAUUGUCAAAGAACCUGCACCAAGAAGUGGAAAAUAUUUGUACUGAGUUCAGGAGCAUCAGCAGGAAGAUUUACGAGAAACCAAAUAGCAUCGAAGAACUGUCCGAGCUCCGGGAUUGGAUGAAGAGUAACUCUGAGAGGCUGCACUUUCUUGAGGACCGGAUAGCCAGAGUCAUGGGAGACUAUGAAGUCCUAGAGGAAUUCUUUUACAACCUCCCCACCGAGGAGUUCAAUGAAAAGUGGACUGCCAGUUACUGGCCCUUGAAGAUUUACACCCAGAUAAAUCUGGUUCAGAAGCAGCAUCUCGAGGAUGAAAAGAAGUUCCACAAAAUUCAAGUCAUGGAUCAGAACAACUUCCUGGAAAAACUGGACACUCUGCAGCUGAUGGUGGCUGGAUUUUCCAUCCACACUGACAUUGGCCGGGCACAUGAGCUAGCCAAUGAUGCCAGGAGAGUCAGGAAGCAGCUGAAGGAAUCCCAGCAGCAGGCCAUUCUCUAUAACAAUAGAGAGCGGCUCUUCGGAAUGCCCAUCACCAAUUAUGAUAAGUUGACUAAAAUGGCGAAGCAAUUUCAGAAUUACUGGGCUCUCUGGACUACAACAUCUGACUGGUUGCGCUGGUCAGAGAGCUGGUUGAAUGAUCCUCUCUCUGCUAUCGAUGCUGAACAACUUGAGAAGAAUGUUAAUGAGUCCUUCAAGACAAUGCAUAAGUGUGUGAAACAGUUCAAAGACCUUCCAGCCUGCCUGGAGGUAGCUGAAGAUAUCCAAUCCAGGAUCGAGGUGUUUAAGCCAUACAUCCCUCUGAUUCAAGGCCUACGCAACCCGGGCAUGCGAAACCGGCACUGGGAAGAACUCUCAGCUGAAAUUCACAUCAACAUCAAACCAAAGGUCAACAUGACCUUUGCGCGCUGCCUGGACAUGAAGCUACAAGACCACACUGAGACUAUUAGCAGAGUAGCCGAAGUUGCCGGCAAGGAGUACGCCAUUGAGCAGGCACUGGAUAAAAUGGAGAAAGACUGGAUCCCCAUUGUAUUUACCGUGCUGCCAUAUAAAGACACAGGGACAUUCGUUCUGAAGAGCCCUGAAGAAGCCUCUCAGCUCCUUGAUGAUCACCUUGUCAUGAUCCAGAGCAUGUCCUUCUCUCCAUAUAAACAGCCAUUUGAGGAGAGAAUCAAAACCUGGGAAACCAAGCUGAAACUGACUCAGGAUGUCUUAGAGGAAUGGCUGGCAUGUCAGCGGUCCUGGCUAUACCUGGAGCCCAUCUUCAGCUCAGACGACAUUACCAGGCAACUGCCUGUUGAGACCAAGCGCUACGAAACUAUGGAGAAGACCUGGAAAAAGGUUAUGAGGAAAGUCAAUGAGAACAGGCAGGUGAUUUCUGUGUGUCCAGAUCGUAGACUGUUGGAAAACCUAAAGGAAUCCAAUAUACUCCUGGAACAGGUGCAGAAAGGCUUGAGUGACUACCUGGAGGUCAAAAGAAGAUCUUUCCCCAGAUUCUACUUCCUAUCAGAUGAUGAGCUGCUGGAGAUUUUGUCCCAGACCAGAGACCCCACAGCUGUGCAACCUCACCUUCGAAAAUGCUUUGAGAAUAUUGCCCAGCUGUAUUUCCAGAAGGAUCUGAAAAUCACUCACAUGUACUCUGGAGACGGGGAGGAAGUGCAGCUUUCCAAGUCCAUCUACCCAGAUGGCAAUGUGGAAGAAUGGUUGCUGAAGGUGGAGUACGGCAUGAAAACCAGCAUCUGUGAUUUGAUUAAGAGAGCAAUCAAAGCCUAUCCUCAGAAUCCCAGGACCACAUGGGUCCUCAGUUGGCCUGGCCAGGUUAUCAUUGCUGGAUGUCAGACUUUUUGGACAAAGGAAGUGUCGGAAGCUCUGGGAGCCGGGGAUCUAGCUACUCGGCUCUAUCCCCAGCUCGGGGUUCAGUUGAAUGAUCUGGUGGCCCUAGUGCGAGGAAAGCUGUCUAAGAUGCAGAGAGCAGUGUUGUCAGCUCUGAUUGUGAUUGAAGUCCAUGCCAAAGAUGUUGCUGCCAAACUGAUAGAAGAAAAUGUGAUUAGUGAGAAUGACUUUGAAUGGAUUUCCCAACUCAGGUACUAUUGGAAAGAUGAUGACCUGUACAUCCGAGCAGUGAAUGCUGAGUUCACAUAUGGCUACGAGUAUCUGGGCAACAGCGGACGCCUGGUGAUCACCCCUCUCACUGACAGAUGCUACCUGACCCUAACUGGAGCACUGCACCUCAAAUUUGGAGGUGCUCCUGCUGGACCCGCUGGAACAGGGAAAACUGAAACGACCAAGGAUCUGGGAAAAGCUAUGGCUGUCCAGACGGUGGUAUUUAACUGCUCUGACCAGCUUGACUACAUGGCCAUGGGCAAAUUUUUUAAAGGCCUGGCCAGUUCUGGAGCAUGGGCUUGCUUUGAUGAGUUUAAUCGGAUUGACAUCGAAGUGCUUUCUGUGGUGGCCCAGCAGAUUACCACCAUUCAGAAAGCCCAACAGCAGAGGGUGGAUCACUUCCUGUUUGAAGGAGCGGAGAUUCCUCUUGUUUCUUCCUGUGCAGUGUUCAUCACCAUGAACCCAGGGUAUGCUGGACGAACUGAGUUACCUGACAACUUGAAGGCUCUUUUUCGUCCUGUGGCAAUGAUGGUUCCAGAUUAUGCCAUGAUCGCUGAGAUCUCCCUUUACUCGUUUGGAUUUGGGGAAGCCAAAGUCCUGGCUAAGAAGAUCACUACCACAUUCAAGCUGUCAUCUGAACAGCUCAGUUCACAAGAUCACUAUGACUUUGGAAUGAGAGCUGUGAAGACUGUGAUCUCAGCAGCUGGCAACCUCAAACGGGAGCAUCCUACCAUGAAUGAGGAGCUGAUCUGCCUCAGAGCCAUUCGGGAUGUCAACGUGCCCAAAUUCCUGCUGGAAGAUCUCAAGCUCUUCAGUGGCAUUGUGUCAGACUUAUUUCCCAAGAUCAAAGAGGAGGAAAUAGAUUACGGCAUACUUGAAACAGCCAUCCGCAAAGCCUGCAUCAAGAAACACCUGAAGGAUGUGGAUGGUUUUCUAACUAAAUGCAUCCAGCUAUAUGAAACCUCUGUGGUGCGCCAUGGCCUCAUGCUGGUGGGGCCAGCAGGCUCUGGGAAGAGUGAGUGUUACAAAGUUUUGGCUUCUGCAAUCACAUCCUUAAAAGGUCAGUCUUCCGUCGGUGGUGAGUUGUAUGAAGCUGUCCAAUACUACGUCCUCAACCCCAAAUCCAUCACCAUGGGCCAACUCUACGGGGAGUUUGACUUGCUAACACAUGAAUGGACAGAUGGGAUUUUCUCAACACUCAUCCGGGCAGGGGCUCUGAGCCGUGACAGUGAAAAGAAAUGGUACAUGUUUGAUGGUCCAGUAGAUGCCAUUUGGAUUGAGAACAUGAACACUGUGCUGGAUGACAACAAGAAGCUCUGCCUUAGUUCUGGAGAGAUCAUUAAACUCACUGAGGCCAUGACCAUGAUGUUUGAAGUUCAGGACCUGGCAGUUGCCUCCCCAGCCACCGUCUCCCGCUGCGGCAUGAUUUACCUGGAGCCCAGUCUUCUGGGGCUUUCCCCCUUCACCGAAUGCUGGCUGGAAAGAAUACCAGAAGUCAUGAAGCCUUUUCAGGAACAGCUCCACAGCCUCUUCGAUAGGUUCCUGGAGGCUUCUAUCAAUUUUGUCCGAAGAUCAGUUAAGGAAAUAAUUGCGUCAACAGACAGCAACCUGACAAUGAGCCUUCUCAAGCUGUUGGACUGCUUCUUCAAGCCAUUUUUAACCAAAAUGGGCAAGAAAACCAUCCUGAAGAAUGAGACAAUUCUUGCAAGGGUGAUAGAACCCUGGUUCAUCUUCUCCCUGGUCUGGAGCGUGGGUGCAACUGGAGAUGCUGGGAGCCGGAAAGCCUUCAGUCUGUGGUUGAGAAAGAAGAUGAAAAAGGAACAAGUGUCUCUUCUUUUCCCAGAAGAUGGCCUGGUAUUUGAAUACAGGCUUGAUGAUGGAGGGAUUAGUGGUACUGAGGACGAAGAGGAGGAGGAAAAAGGAAGUGGAAAGGUGUCAUGGGUGAAAUGGAUGGAUCCUUCCUCAACCUUUACAAUACAACUUUAUGCCAACUUUUCUGACAUCAUUAUCCCAACAAUGGUCACUAUCCAGAUGUCUCACCUUCUGGGAAUGCUCCUCACCAAUCGAAAGCCUGUUCUCUGCAUUGGGCCAACGGGCACAGGGAAGUCCCUCACCAUUUCUGAUAAGCUCCUGAAGAACUUGCCCCAGAAAUACAUCUCCCACUUUCUGGCAUUUUCUGCCCGGACCUCAGCCAAUCAGACGCAGGACUUCAUCGACAGCAAGCUGGAUAAAAGGCGGAAGGGGGUGUAUGCUCCUCCCCUGGGAAAGUCCUGUAUCUUUUUCAUUGACGACCUGAACAUGCCAGCGCUGGAGACUUUUGGAGCUCAGCCCCCCAUUGAACUGCUGCGCCAAUGGAUGGACCACCAGGGCUGGUACGACAGGAAAAUGAUUGGUUCGUUCAGGCAGCUGUUAGACAUUAACUUCGUGUGUGCCAUGGGACCCCCCGGGGGCGGAAGGAAUGCCAUCACUCCUCGCCUCACCCGCCACUUCAACUAUCUCUCAUUCACGGAGAUGGAUGAUUGCAGCAAAAAGAGGAUUUUCUCCAUCAUCUUAGGCUGCUGGUUAGCGGGAGCCCCAGCUGUGGAACACUUAAAUGAAGACCUAGUCAGUGCCACCAUUAAGGUGUACUCCAUCAUCACCUCUCAGCUGCUGCCCACUCCAACUAAAUCACACUACACAUUUAAUCUGAGGGACCUCUCCAAAGUCUUCCAGGGCAUGCUCAUGGCAGAACCGACCAAAAUCAAGGACAAAGUGGAACUGCUGAGGCUGUGGUACCAUGAGAGCUGCCGGGUGUUCCGGGACCGGCUGGUGAAUGAAGAUGACUGCAUCUGGUUCGAUGAGCUGAUGAAGAAGAAGAUGGAGGCCUGGGGCGUCUCUUUUGAGGACGUCGUCCCCUUCCAGCCCAUCCUCUACGGAGACUUCUUGACCCUGGGUUCCGACACCAAGAUGUAUGAGUUGAUGAGCGAUAUAGAGAAGCUUCUGCAGGUGCUUGAUGAUUUCAUGGAGGACUACAACGAAGUCAGCACCAACAAGAUGAAACUUGUGCUCUUCAUAGAUGCCGUAAGCCACAUCUGCCGCAUCAGCCGCAUCCUCCGGCAGUCACUGGGGAACGCCCUCCUCCUUGGCAUUGGAGGGAGCGGGCGGAGCUCCCUCACUCGUCUGGCUUCUCACAUAGCUGCAUAUGAAUGCUUCCAGAUUGAGCUCUCCAAGAACUAUGGGAUGACAGAGUGGCGUGAAGACAUCAAGCAGAUCUUGCUUAAGGCUGGUCUAAACAACAAGUCCAUCACUUUCCUGUUCUCAGACACACAGAUUAAAAAUGAGUCUUUCUUGGAGGAUAUCAACAGUAUUCUAAACUCCGGAGACAUCCCCAACUUGUACUCUCUAGAUGAGCAGGAUCAGAUCCUAAUCAGUAUGAGACCCAUCAUUCAAGAACGUGGACUGCAGCCAAGCAAGGCCAACCUGAUGGCUGCCUAUACUGGGCGCGUGCGCAAUAACAUCCACACCGUGCUGUGCGUGAGCCCUAUAGGGGAGGUUUUUCGAGCUCGUCUACGGCAAUUCCCCUCUCUAGUCAACUGCUGCACAAUUGAUUGGUUUAAUGAAUGGCCAGCAGAAGCUCUGGAGUCUGUGGCCUACAGCUAUUUGAUUGAGCUCCCAGAUCUGGAGACAACCCCUGAACUAACAGAAGGACUGGUUAUGGUGUGUGUAGCGAUCCAUCAGUCUGUGGCCCGUAAGUGCAUAGAGUACCUUGCCGAGCUAGCUCGCUACAAUUACGUCACUCCUAAGAGCUACUUGGAGCUGCUGAACAUCUUCUCCUUCCUGAUUGAAGAAAAGAAGCAGGAACUGAGAAUGGAAAAGGAUCGUAUGGAGGGUGGUUUGAACAAGCUGCUGCGGACAUCUGAAGAUGUAGUAAAGAUGCAGGAAGAGCUGGAAGUGAUGCGUCCCCUUCUGGAAGAGGCAGCCGAAGUUACCGUGACAACGAUGGAACAAAUAAGGAUGGAUACAGCUGUGGCAGAAGACAAGCGCAGAGAUGUACAGGCAGAAGAGCAGAAAGCCAACGCAAAGGCCAAGAAAGCUCAGGCCAUUGCUGAUGAUGCACAGAAAGACUUGGAUGAAGCCCUCCCAGCUCUUACUGCUGCUUUAACCAGCCUGAGGAACCUUAACAAGAAUGAUGUGACUGAGGUACGUGCCAUGCAGAGGCCUCCCCCAGGGGUGAAACUGGUAAUUGAAGCUGUCUGUAUCAUGAAGGGAAUCAAGCCCAAGAAGCUGCCAGGAGAGAAGCCCGGCACAAAGAUUGAUGAUUACUGGGAUCCUGGUAGGAGCCUUCUCCAGGACCCUGGCAGGUUCCUCGACAGCCUUUUAAAAUAUGAUAAGGACAACAUCCCUGAUGCAGUGAUCAGAGCCAUCCAGCCAUACAUUAACAAUGAGGAAUUCCAGCCAAUAGCCAUUGCUAAGGUGUCCAAGGCCUGUACCUCCAUCUGCCAGUGGGUGCGGGCCAUGCACAGAUAUCACUUUGUGGCCAAAGGUGUGGCACCCAAACGGAGAGCCCUGCAUGAGGCCCAGCAAGACCUGGCUGCGACUCAGAAGGUCCUGGAUGUAGCCAAGCAGAGACUGCAAGAAGUGGAGGAUGGCAUAAUAGUCCUACAGGCAAAAUACCAAGACUGUGUCUCCAAGAAGAACGAACUGGAGCGUAAAUGUGUGCAAUGUGAACAGAGGCUGGAACGAGCCGACAAGCUGAUCAGCGGACUGGCUGAUGAGAAGUUGCGCUGGGAGGAAAGAGUGGAGAAUCUGGAGAACAUGAUCAACAACAUCUAUGGGGAUGUGAUGGUGUCAUCAGGCUUUGUGGCCUACCUGGGCCCCUUCACGGGACAGUACCGGACUGCACUGUGUGAGCUGUGGAUCAAAGAACUGGAGCAUUUCAAUGUCCCUCACUCCAAGGAGCCAACCCUUAUCGGGACACUGGGAAAUGCGGUGAUAAUCCGAUCGUGGCAGCUUGCAGGUCUCCCCAAGGACACUGUGUCUGUGGAGAAUGGAGUCAUCGCCCGGUAUUCCCAGCGCUGGACUCACUUCAUUGACCCUCAGGGACAAGCCAACAAGUGGAUAAAGACUAUGGAAAAGGCAAAUGGCUUGGAUGUGUUUAAAAUGAAUGACCUGGACUUCGUGCGUACUCUGGAAAAUGCAAUCCGCUUUGGCAGUCCAUGUUUGCUGGAGAAUGUGGGAGAGGAGCUGGAUCCAAUUCUGGAAUCUGUCCUGCUCAAACAGACUUUCAAGCAGCAAGGCAGUGAAGUACUGAAGCUAGGUGAUGCUAUCAUUCCUUACCACGAAGACUUCAGGAUCUACAUCACAACCAAGCUUCCCAACCCUCACUAUAUCCCUGAGAUCUCCACUAAGGUCACGCUGAUUAACUUCACCCUCUCUCCCAGUGGCCUGGAGGACCAGUUGCUGGGCCAAGUGGUGGCUCAGGAGCGGCCAGAUUUGGAGGAGGCCAAGAACCAACUUAUUGUCAUCAAUGCCAGGAUGAGACAAGAACUGAAGGACAUUGAGGACCAGAUCCUGUACCGGCUCAGUUCCACAGAAGGCAACCUCGUUGAUGAUAUCGAGCUCAUUAGGGUGCUGGAGGCAUCCAAGCUAAAAGCUGGGGAUAUUCAGGCCAAGGUGAAGAUAACUGAGAGGACAGAGAAGGACAUCGACCUGACUCGCAUGGAAUAUGUCCCUGUGGCCACCCGCACCAAGAUCCUCUUCUUCUGCAUGUCAGACCUCUCCAAUGUGGACCCCAUGUACCAGUACUCACUUGAGUGGUUCCUCAAAAUCUUUGUCUCUGGCAUCACCAACUCUGAGAAAGCAGAAACUCUGAAGAAACGGAUCGAGAACAUCAACACAUACCUGACUUACAGCCUCUACAGUAAUGUUUGCCGCAGCCUCUUUGAAAAGCACAAGCUCAUGUUCGCUUUCCUCCUCUGUGCUCGGAUCAUGAUGAAUGAUGGGCAUAUCAAUAUGGCUGAAUGGCGCCACCUUCUUUCUGGGGGCUCUGUCAAGACACUCCGGGAGAACCCGGCAGUUGAGUGGCUGUCGGAGAGGGCAUGGAGAGACAUCCUGUCCCUGACCAAUCUUGAAACCUUUGCCACCUUUGCUGAUGACUUUGUGAGACACCUGCAGGACUUCCAGCACAUUUUUGACAGCGCGGAGCCUCACCGUGAACCCCUGCCAGGAGAGUGGAACAGUCGCUUGGAUCAGUUCCAGAAGCUGCUGGUACUGCGCUGUCUGCGGGGAGACAAAGUCACCAAUGCCAUGCAGGACUUCAUAGCCAAUAAUCUGGAGCCACGUUUCAUUGAGCCACAUACAGCUGACCUUUUGUCAGUAUUCAAAGAGUCCAGCUCAACCACACCACUGAUAUUUGUGCUGUCCCCUGGAACGGAUCCCGCCACCGACCUCUACAAAUUUGCCGAAGAGAUGAAGUUCUCCAAGAAGUUCAGUGCCAUUUCCCUGGGUCAGGGACAGGGUCCCUUAGCAGAAGCUAUGAUGCAGAAUUCAAUGGAGCGAGGCAGGUGGGUCUUCUUCCAGAACUGUCACCUGGCCCCCAGCUGGAUGCCAUCAUUGGAGAGGCUCAUCGAGGCCGUCACUGUGGAUAAGGUUCAUCGAGAUUUCCGCCUCUGGCUCACCAGUUUACCCAGUAACAAGUUCCCUGUGACCAUACUCCAGAAUGGCUCCAAGAUGACCAUUGAGCCCCCGAGAGGGUUCAAAGCCAACCUCCUGAAGUCCUAUAGCAGCCUCAGUGAUAAUUUCUUGAACUCCUGUACGAAGGGGCCUGAGUUUAAGGCAUUGCUGCUGUCACUGUGUCUGUUCCAUGGGAAUGUGCUGGAGAGAAGGAAGUUUGGACCACUGGGGUUCAACAUCCCCUAUGAGUUCACCGAUGGAGACUUGCGCAUUUGCAUCAGCCAACUCAAGAUGUUCCUCAAUGAGUACUCAGCCGUCCCUUUCAAGGUCCUCAAGUACACAGCUGGGGAGAUCAACUAUGGGGGCCGCGUAACAGAUGACUGGGAUCGGCGCUGUAUCAUGAACAUCCUGGAGGAUUUCUACAACCCAGAAGUGUUGCUAGCCAACCACAAUUUCUCUGAGUCAGGGAUCUACCACCAAAUCAAGACCACCUAUGAUUACAAGGGCUAUAUACAGUACAUCAAGAGCCUGCCUCUCAAUGAUAUGCCUGAGAUUUUUGGGCUCCAUGACAAUGCCAACAUCACCUUCGCCCAGAAUGAAACCUUCGCUCUGCUCAGUUCCAUCAUUCAGCUGCAGCCCAAGUCCACUUCCAACGGAGGCCGCAACCACGAGGAGAUUGUUCGGGAGGUGGCGAAGGGCAUCCUACAUAAGAUUCCACCCCUGAUCAACUUGCAUAAGGUCAUGAAGAAGUACCCGGUGCUGUAUGAGGAGUCCAUGAACACUGUACUGGUGCAAGAGGUCAUCAGGUAUGACCGGCUGUUGGAGGUGAUGGCGCAGACCCUGAAGGACCUGCUGAAGGCACUGAAGGGACUAAUGGUGAUGUCUUCACAACUGGAACUGAUGGCCACCAGCCUCUACAACAAUGCUGUACCUGAGCUCUGGAACUCUAAGGCCUAUCCGUCACUGAAGCCCCUAUCCUCCUGGGUCAUUGAUUUGAGGCAGCGGAUUCGCUUUCUGGAGACCUGGAUCGCGAAUGGAAUCCCAUCAGUCUUCUGGAUAAGUGGUUUCUUCUUCCCUCAGGCCUUCCUGACCGGCACCCUGCAGAACUUUGCCAGGAAGUUCCUCAUUUCUAUAGACACCAUCUCCUUUGGCUUUCAGGUGAUGAGAGAGAAAGCGAGUGAACUGAAGGUGCGGCCCACUGAGGGCUGCUACAUCUGCGGCUUGUUCCUGGAAGGAGCACGCUGGAACUCCGACACCCUUGAACUGGCAGAGUCUCGACCUAAGGAGCUGUACACGGAGAUGGCUGUCAUCUGGCUCCUCCCUAUGUCCAAUCGCAAAAGUCCAAGUGAGGGCUUCUUCCUGUGCCCCAUCUAUAAGACCCUGACAAGAGCUGGAACGCUAUCAACGACGGGCCAUUCCACCAACUAUAUCAUUGCCAUUGAGCUCCCCAGCAGCAAAAGCCAGGGGCACUGGAUCAAACGAGGGGUAGCCUUGAUCUGCGCCCUGGACUACUAGCCUCUGGACUGCUAUGCUAUCCCUACCCCAUUUCCCCCCUUGGAGACAGGCCCAUAGCUUUGUCAGGAAGGUGCUUACAUUAGACUAGUGGUGGGAAUAAAUUAUAAUUGCUGAGAAACCUA
Molecule: messenger RNA, 12737 nt
Organism: Tachyglossus aculeatus (Australian echidna)
Lineage: Eukaryota; Metazoa; Chordata; Mammalia; Monotremata; Tachyglossidae
Gene: DNAH1
Product: dynein axonemal heavy chain 1
Exons: 76
Coding region: 1-12615 (4204 amino acids)
Biological process (GO): microtubule-based movement
Cellular component (GO): dynein complex
Molecular function (GO): minus-end-directed microtubule motor activity; dynein light intermediate chain binding; dynein intermediate chain binding
Source: RefSeq, a predicted model, not a curated record